AUGAAACCAUACUGGAUCCUUCUCGUAUGCUUAUGCGUGUCGUCCAGUUCCGUUUUAGGACGAACUCGAACAAUCCGAAAUCUAUACGGACAACGGUGCUCCAACAGACUGGAAACUGCGUUAGACACAACGCUUCGUCGUAGCCAGCAACGUUCAGGUUCUAGUUCUAUUAUAGAUUUCUCGGAUAGUGGACCACAAAGACAAUCGCUUUUUGGGGCGGGUGCUCAGCGAUCACCUUUCAGCACCGCCAGUAACAGCAACUUUGAUGACGACAUUCAACAAAUUGUGACGGAUUACAAGCAAAAGUAUGGUGGACCUGGAAAUGCCGUUCCUCCCGGACUGCCAUUUUACGCAACGACUGUCCCACCGAAUCUGCUCUCUGCGGCGCAAGUUGAGGUGGCUAACUUGAAGGUUAGAAUCCCUCAGAAUCACCAGUGGGUCGUGGUCGAUCGGUGUCAGUUCAUCGAGCAUAAUCGCACGCUAGAUACGAAACUGGAGUUUCCUGAUCUACAGAUCAGUGGACGCGUGAUAAUGCAUCCUUCGGGAGGACGUUGCGAUAUGAUACUGCGAUUGCGACGAGCGGGCAUCGAGUUUCGGACCAUUCCAUUGUUGCCUUCUGGGAUAGGCGAGCGUAGCAGACAGGCCAAUGUUCGCACCGAUUCUCACUUCUCUGAACCAGGAUUCAUUUCCGUGUUCGCGCAUAGCUGCGAGGGACCGACCGGAAUCAAGUAUCGUAUCAAUUCGAAACGACGCCAUUUUCUAAAUCGUCAACCAACAGGAUCGUCCUACUACGGACAUGAUCGGAGAAGAUCACUAGAUUACGUGGACGAUGAUCUUAUGGGCAACGACGGUAAGGGCGAUAUUCUGAAGCUGAACGAUGGUGACUCCCUGUUCCUAUCACCCUCAACGCUUGUCGAUAUUGAAGGCGAUCGUGGCGAUUUGGAGCAGGAACCAUCGGACGAGAUUGAUCCACACAGUAGAACGUUCUUUGCGGAGCGUAAUCCUUUCUCAUACUCUUCGUAUGGAGCACCCAACGGGAAUGCUGGAUAUGGUUACGGGAUAACUCCACCAACACCGGACAAAGGCUGGCAAAAUGUGGAAACCAACGAGGCGCUCGACGAUGCGUAUUCGAAUGAAAUUGAUAACUUAUUCUCCAAAGUCGUACGAGGUCUUCUGACGACUUACAUGCAAAAGGCACUACAGCCGGCAAUAAAGGAAACCUUAAUGGAAAGCAUGGGUUACACAUUGUCGUACGGUUAA
Molecule: messenger RNA, 1260 nt
Organism: Anopheles aquasalis
Lineage: Eukaryota; Metazoa; Arthropoda; Insecta; Diptera; Culicidae
Source: RefSeq, a predicted model, not a curated record